Molecule: messenger RNA, 3041 nt
Organism: Diabrotica virgifera virgifera (western corn rootworm)
Lineage: Eukaryota; Metazoa; Arthropoda; Insecta; Coleoptera; Chrysomelidae
Exons: 6
Coding region: 167-1636 (489 amino acids)
Biological process (GO): multicellular organism development; proteasome-mediated ubiquitin-dependent protein catabolic process
Cellular component (GO): cytoplasm
Molecular function (GO): ubiquitin protein ligase activity; ubiquitin conjugating enzyme binding
Source: RefSeq, a predicted model, not a curated record
AGUCUAGGUACACAUUUUAGUUCGACUUUAUUCACUUCGUAGUGCCAUGGCUCGAUGAGCAUUCGAAAGUUUUCGUAUCAUGAAGUACUAAAGUGUCGAAUUCUAGUGGUUGUGUGGAAAAAUAUGUGUAUGUUGCUAAACUAAGGAGUUAAAAUUAUAUUUUAAGAUGAAUGAACGGCCAUCCAACAUACCUUUUUCUAUUAUUCGAGAACUAAGAUGCAGAAAUUGCCAAAAUAUAAUCAGUUGUGCUCCUGUGCACGUAUUACCGGAUGAAAAUGUAUUAUGUGGAAGGUGUAAACAAUAUGCAAAAGAAAUAUAUCGGAAUUACCCAUUCGAAGCGUUAGCGUCGAUGUUCUUCUAUCCUUGUCGAAACUGGGACGGUCGUUGUCCAAGGAUUCUUAGAUGGAAUGAAUGCAUGGUACACGAAGAUGGAUGUUCAUACGAAAGUGGCUGCAGUCGGUUCUGGAAGCACCCUAAAGCUUUUUUAAAAGGAAAGAGAGACAUGCCUUAUGGAGAUAUUAGACUAGUAGCCAUUCCAGAAAAACUUCUCGACUUCAUAAAAUGCAUCCAAUGCGAAAGUUAUCUGUCUUGUGAGCCAGUCUACAUCCGAUCUGAUGGUAAAAACAUCUGCCAUCGAUGUAUCCACUCCAACGGUGUCCCACCAGAUUGCAUCAGAAAUUUGGGAUACGAGAUAUUGUCCAGCAUCAUAAUAUUUCCUUGCGUGUUUAGAAACAGAGGUUGUCCCACGAGAUUAAAGUUUGGUACAGAUCUCUGGCACCAUGAGGCUGAGUGUUCCUACAAUCAGAUGUUCAAGAAGAGAAUGCCUGAAAUGGAAUCGGGUGUUUUUAAAAGUAAUGUGUAUGGCGAGUUAUCAGAUUUUGAACUAAAAAAGAAGUUAGUACAGUCAUUAAAAAACAAGCAAGAAAAGAAGCUCAAAAAAGCCGAAGAAAUUGAGGCAGCCAUAACAACAAGGAUGAGUUCAGAGGAUGGUUCCGACCGAGAUUCUGAUAAAUCUAAUUCCUAUGACAAACAUUUAUCCGAAGGAUCCAGCUCACCAUCACCAACAAGGUUGGAAGACAAAGACCAGAAACUUCUACCACCUAGUAAUGGAGAUUUUAAACCAGCAUCACCAGUUUUUGUGAACUCACCUACAGAUUUCCUCCAGUUCAAUUACAACAAUAUCCGGCCAAACAGUGAAAACUAUCACCAAAAUAUAAAUUUGGCUCAAAUUCAUUACGCAAAUCAAAACGGUAAUGCCCCAAACCAAAAUGUUGAUAAUGAAUACAUGCGAAACGUUUCUGAAAAUAAUCACUUCAAUCAACAUGGAUACUAUGAUGCUCCCUUAAGAAGUCCUUCUAUACUCAAAACCCCGCUGCAAGAACUAGAUUUCAAUCCAAUGGAUGGUCUGUCACCGAUUUACGUUAACCCUUAUGGACAAGGGUUGAUUCCGAAGCCUUCUUUUAAGGGGAUCGUAAGAACUGAUAGUCUGUCCAGUAAUAGGGAGUUGAUUCAAGAGUUGCGCGUUAGGCAGAGCAGGUUCAAGAAACCUAACGAGAAGAAAGAUGCAGAAAGUCCUUAUAAAGAGUGUCAAAACUUGGAAGAGAUUAUACAAGUACAUAAAACAAUAGAUCAAUAGAACCAUCUCCGCCAUAACUACCAUUUAUACAGAGUGAGUUUUAUAUAUGGAAACACUCAAUUAUCUCGAAAACGACUUCCACAAUUUUUAUAGAUUUUGAUAGGUAGGGAUUUUCUAAUGCGGUCGAUAUUAUAGUGCUAAUCACAUUGUUGUCAUAUUUUCCGUUUUUCUGGAAAUCUAAUGAACUUUCUUAUUUCAAAUGGAACACCCUGUAUAUUUUUUGCGUUUUGAAGUCCUUAAGAAAUACCGAUUAUUUUUGAUGUUAUAUUCCCUAUACCUAAAUGCCAUAAGUUCGAAGUUAUUGCUACAUUUAUUUAAAAAAAAUUUAAACAAAUUAUAAAAAUCAUUUUCUUUUUUGGCCCGGGUAAACACUAUUUUAGGUUGUUUGGAUCAUUGGGAACAAAAAAGAUCUUCCGUAAUUUUUCUCUAAAAUUUCAAGGUUCAAGAACACAAAUCAACAAUGUUAUUUUUGAAACUGCGAAGUACCCCAAUUCAAGCUCAAAGCUUAUUUUAUCAGUUACCGGUAAGUAAUUUGAGAUUGUUUAAUUGUAAAACAUUGUUUUUUAGGUGUUAAUGCAGCCCGAUCGCCCGUCCUCUCAUAUGCACUUCAUUAAAAAUUAAAAAGCAAUGUUAUACAAUAAAAGGAGGCAAAAAAUAUUUUGGCAAGAAUUAGAAGAAGAGUUGGGCUUGAAUUUAGGUACUUUAAAAUUUUAAAAAUCAUAUUUUUUACUUGUGUUCUUGAACCUUGAAAAUUGUCAUUAUUCGAUUUUUUCAGUUUUAAAUUGUUUAUAACUCGGAAACGAUUAAUUUAAGAGAAAUAUUACAAAAGAUCUUUUUUGUUCGCAAUGAUCCAAACAACCUAAAAUAGUGUUUACCCGGGCCAAAAAUUGAUUUUUAUAAUUUGUUAAUUUUUUUUAAACAAAUAAAUAAUCAUAAAAAAAUCAGUAUUUCUUAAGGACUUCAAAACGCAAAAAAUAUACAGUGUUCCAUUUGAAAUAAGAAAGUUCACUAGAUUUCCAGAAAAACGGAAAAUAUGACAACAAUGUAAUUUGCACUAUAAUAUUGGCCGCAUUAGAAAACCCCUACCUACCAAAAAAUAUAAAAAUCGUCCAAGCCGUUUUCGAGAUAAUUGAGUGUUUCCAUACAUAAAACUCACUCUGCAUACAUAAAUGUAUAUUUAUUUAUUAAUAAUAACUAUUACACGAACCACAAAAAAAUGGGAUAGGAACUCAAAAUAAUCUAUUAUUGUAACAGUUAUACCGUAAGGCACUGUAAGGUAAAAAAUACAUCAUGGUCAUUUAAUAUAAUUCAAUCCUUUGAUUUAUAUGUAUGUAUAUCUGUUAAUUUUUAAAUAUCGUAUGAUUAUAAUAAUUUUAAAUUAUUUUAUUAAAGCGUUUAUCAGUUA